Molecule: messenger RNA, 237 nt
Organism: Rotaria sordida
Lineage: Eukaryota; Metazoa; Rotifera; Eurotatoria; Philodinida; Philodinidae
Source: the annotation of a GenBank genome assembly
AUGAAAUCUCUAGUCAAAGUUUUUGAUAAUGUUUCUGAUUGUGUCGGAUAUUUAAUUAUGAAUGAAGAUGGUUCGAUUGAACAUAAUCAUGGUGAUUUACAAAAUAAUGAAAAUGCUGCAAAUUUAAUUUAUAAAAUGAUUUUUUUUUCAAAUGAUCAUUAUGUCGAUUGUAUUUCUUGUGCCAAUCAUCGAAUUUAUGUUGCUAAACGUCGAAAAGAAUCAUCGACGAUUGCUUGA